AUGGCCCCAGCCAAGAACAAGUCGCGCGCAGCCGCCGCCGUCUCCGACUACGAGACCGACUACGCUGCCCAGGAUUCGCUCGCUAACCUUGCUCCGCCGCCUAUUAACCGCACCAACGACGAACUUAACCUGGCUGUGCUCCGCCGCCACUAUCCUGACCUUAUCUCCAUCGUCUCGAUCGCUUCUUUCUGUGUCGUCUAUGCUUUCUCACCCACCACUCAGGCCUGGGAGAAGUACGGCGUUGAUGGUACUCUUUUCAUCAACCAGCUCACUCCCUCCGAGGAAGGAGUGUCCCGCUUCUCCGUUGUGGUUUUCAACCGCCGUUCCAUGGAGAAGUUCUCUGUCGAACUCAAGACUGCCGACGAUGUCGAAGUGACCGACGACUAUGUCAUCCUUCAGAGCCAGCACGACGAUGGAAGUCUGCAGAUUUUCGGCCUCUGGAUCUUCACCGAGCCGCCCCCGUCGUCCACCGCUCAUGCUCGCGAGAUCAACGGCGAGAUGAUCAAGCAGGUCGCCGCUCUGGUUGACAACAGCCGCAAGACCCUGGAGGCCAUGAACAACGAGUCUUCCGACGAGCCCGACAGUGUCCCCAUGGGCCGCCAGCUCUCUCUUCGCGAGCUCUUCGGCAAGCAGCGUGAGGCCGACGCCGGCUUCUCCAUCCACCACCAUGAGACUCCUCACAUCCCGGAAGCCUCGACCCUCCCGGCCAUUCCCAACUAUCCUCAGUCUCAGGUUCAGGCCACUCAGCCGGCUCAGCAGCCCGCCGCGAACCCUGCCAACGUGGCCACUCCUCGUUUCACCAACACUCCCGACACGGAUUUCUUCCUGUCGGCCCCCAAGGUCACUCCUACCCAGGGCCAGCGCAAGCCCAAGCACCACCCCCCUCGUCGCCAGCACUCCAAGGAGACCCCGCCCGUCCCGGCCCAGUACGCUGCCGACUACGCGAACAUGGAGCGUCAGGAGUUCUAUGACGUCUUCCAGAAGACUGGCGCUGAAGGCUGGACUGUUGUCAACACCCCCUUUGGUUCAUUCCCGGUCAAUGGCUACAUGCAGGCUCAAGACGCCUUCCUCGCCUACAAGAGCAACCUCCGGGCCGACAAGAUCGAGAGUGGCGGCCACAACGUCACCUUCGAAUCCACUUACACUCCGACUGUCCGUGGCAAGAAGAUGACCUCCAAGAAGGUCACUUCCAAGUCCGUCACCAAGCUCUAA
Messenger RNA from Lasiodiplodia theobromae, 1212 nucleotides. RefSeq names its product Decapping enzyme. Bases 1 to 1212 code for a protein of 403 amino acids. Gene Ontology annotation, molecular function: enzyme activator activity; mRNA binding. The transcript has 2 exons. The record is from RefSeq and is a predicted model, not a curated record. Gene Ontology annotation, biological process: deadenylation-independent decapping of nuclear-transcribed mRNA; positive regulation of catalytic activity; deadenylation-dependent decapping of nuclear-transcribed mRNA. Gene Ontology annotation, cellular component: P-body. Lineage: Eukaryota; Fungi; Ascomycota; Dothideomycetes; Botryosphaeriales; Botryosphaeriaceae.